AUGACCACCCAAUCCACCAAUGAUCCAAAAUCCGUGUAUGAUUUUGUUGUCAAGGAUGCUAAGGGAGAUCAUGUAGAUCUCUCCACUUACAAGGGAAAAGUCUUGCUCAUUGUCAACGUAGCUUCUAAAUGUGGAUUGACCAACUCCAAUUAUACAGAGCUGAAUCAAUUAUAUGAGAAGUAUAAAGAGGAAGGCCUGGAGAUUCUGGCAUUUCCAUGUAACCAAUUUCGUGAACAAGAACCCGAAAGCAAUGCUAAAAUUGUGGAGUUUGUCUGCACUCGCUUCAAAUCUGAAUUCCCCAUCUUUGAUAAGAUUGAAGUGAAUGGGGACAAUUCUGCACCUUUGUAUAAAUUCUUGAAAUUAGGCAAAUGGGGACUUUUUGGGGAUGAUAUUCAGUGGAACUUUGCCAAAUUUCUUGUUGACAAGAAUGGACAAGUGGUGGGUCGUUACUACCCCACCACACCUCCUCUCAGCAUUGAGCGUGACAUCAUCCAACUUCUAGGUAUUUCCUGA
Molecule: messenger RNA, 513 nt
Organism: Abrus precatorius (Indian licorice)
Lineage: Eukaryota; Viridiplantae; Streptophyta; Magnoliopsida; Fabales; Fabaceae
Product: probable glutathione peroxidase 8
Exons: 6
Coding region: 1-513 (170 amino acids)
Biological process (GO): response to oxidative stress
Molecular function (GO): glutathione peroxidase activity
Source: RefSeq, a predicted model, not a curated record